AUGAAGUACCAUCAGUUCUCACUUGCAGGGGGGACCGGCAAACAUGAGCCAAGACUGGUAAAGCAUCCCGCCAUUUGGUUUUCUUGCCUCACUCUCGAGCAGACCGACCCCAGGCCGGCGCGCCGGGCAAGGGUCCAGAAUCCCGCCAUUCGCUCUGGGCCCCUAGCCAACCCCUGGCCGUGGCAGGGACUUGCUGGUACUGGCAGGGGACCCGGCAAGAGCCUAAAGGCUAAGGUCAACUUGGGCGUUGAUUAUCUGCCCUCUGGUCGGGCGCUGGCUGUCCAACCGAGUAUUGGCCGGGACUAGGGAAUACUACUGAAGAACCAUCAACCGUCAUCUCCGCAAUCCCCCCGCUUUCCCGUGUGUGCGUGUGUGUGUUCAAGAAACGAGUGUGCUGUUUCCUUCGUCGCAUGUCCCGGCUGAUGUCCGCCUUGGCACAGCGGAAUCGGGCUGUUGGCCGGGGGUAGCCGUCGACAAGAAAAG
Gaeumannomyces tritici R3-111a-1 is the source of this 483-nucleotide messenger RNA. RefSeq lists its product as hypothetical. The record is from RefSeq and is a predicted model, not a curated record. NCBI's taxonomy places the organism in Eukaryota, Fungi, Ascomycota, Sordariomycetes, Magnaporthales, Magnaporthaceae. The transcript has 3 exons. Bases 1 to 306 code for a protein of 101 amino acids.